Molecule: messenger RNA, 1275 nt
Organism: Phytomonas sp. Hart1
Lineage: Eukaryota; Euglenozoa; Kinetoplastea; Trypanosomatida; Trypanosomatidae
Source: the annotation of a GenBank genome assembly
AUGUUGACGUGGGUGGAGGAGGAGGUGGCGAGUCCGUACGGGCCCGUUCGCACGCGCUAUUGGGCCGUCCCGGCCUCCCCCGACGCGGGGGGGAGCCCCGAGCCCGAACGCGAAGGCCCCGAGCCGAACCCCCCGCCGGAAGACCCCGAGGCCGACGCCGGCGAAGGCCUGGAGGAGGCCGAGGACGAGCUCGGGGCGGUGUUGUGGAAUAGCAACGGCGCCGCGCUGGGGUGGCUGCGGGGGCGCUUUUUCGCGCCGCCGCGGGGGCCGAACGGGCGGCGCAUCGUCGAGUUGGGGGCGGGGGUGGGGGUGAUCGGCAUCGCCCUCGCGAUGGGCGGGGCGACGGUGGCCAUCACCGACCUCAAGGCCCUUUUGCCCCUCCUGCGCUUCAACAUCGCGCGGAAUCGGCCGCGGGUGCGGGAACGCAGCCGCGGCGCCGGUCAUUGCGAGGCGCUGGAGUGGCGAUGGGGCCCGACCGAGCCGAUCAACAUUCGAAAACGACUCAAAAAGAGGCCGACGACGACCCCGGACGAGGCCGGGAAUGACGCGGGUUUAAUCGCCGCCGUGGUGGAGGCCCUCCGGGCCAUCCGCCAGCCCUCCCUCGCGAUGCGGCGCUGUCAAGGCGUCUUCGCCGCCCCCCACGCGGACGCGCGAACGCCCAAGCGAGCCCGCGAGGCCGCCCCGCCAGGCCAGGCGCCUCCCGUUGAUUUGGGGAUUUUAUGCGAUGCCCUCUACGGCAACCCCAAGGACUGGCCCGGCCUGCUGUAUACGCUGAGCGAGAUCCUGGAAACGAACCCGGCGGACGGCCGCGUAGUCAACUUCUGCGAGCAACGCGUGAAGGACGUGGAAGGGCCUUUUCUCAAACUCCUGGAGGACGAAAACGCGGCCGAGGCGCUUUGCGAGUCUUUUUCGUCGGAGGCCCCCGACGACGCGAGGGUUCUCGCGCGCGCGCUUAUCGAGCGAUGCCGCGGGCAUACCUCCGCCGGGGAGGUCGAUUUCGAGCGGCUGAAUCACGCGAUUUUGGCCCAAGUCUCGCGGGAGAAACGUCGUGGAGUCUAUGAGUGGAAUUUCACCACCACAACCCUCGACGGGAGCGAGGGCAAAAGCGAUCUGGGCAUGAUCAUCCACGCCACGACAAUAAUGUGGAAGAAGAAGAAAACGACAAGGGGGGGGCGCCCCGAGAAGACAAAAGGGGGCGAAAACGCGCCGCGUUUGUCCGAUCCCGCGCGAAAGCGUUCAAAAAACGAAAUCGAACCCGACCUUUCGUCGGAAUGA